Molecule: messenger RNA, 2084 nt
Organism: Nelumbo nucifera (sacred lotus)
Lineage: Eukaryota; Viridiplantae; Streptophyta; Magnoliopsida; Proteales; Nelumbonaceae
Product: myb-like transcription factor family protein
Biological process (GO): chromatin remodeling; negative regulation of transcription by RNA polymerase II; DNA repair
Cellular component (GO): nucleus; Swr1 complex; NuA4 histone acetyltransferase complex
Molecular function (GO): transcription corepressor activity
Source: RefSeq, a predicted model, not a curated record
GUUCACACUUCACAACUCUCGAAACUCGAAAGCACGUUAACAGUUGUUCGAAAUCGAAUGUUUCUCGGCUUAGUUCUGAUUGCUCGAUCUCGCUAACGCGUUCAUACUUGAGAAAUCACUAAAAGUUUGAUGAUAAUCGAGGGUGGAACCCCAAUAUUUCAUCUGCCCGCGCUGCGAAUCAAAGAAGAAACUAACAGAAAUACCUAAUUCUGUUCUGUAUGCGUUCUAUGACGGACGAGCCAAAACCCUAACUUGGUUUACUCAACAUGGAUGCUAAGGACAUUCUGGGUUUGCCCAAAACCUCCUUUCCUGCACCUCAGGAGAAGAAGUCUCGACCUCAAAAGGAUUCUCAGAGGAAACCAGAUGGAAUUUCUCGAGAGGUUUACGCACUUACAGGUGGGUUGGCGCCUAUUAUGCCUGCAAUCGACGUCUCUCACUUGAAAAAACGUACCCAGUCAGAGAAAGGAAAGGUUACUUGGCAGUGGCUUCCAUUCACGUCUUCUGCUCGGAAAGAUAAUUUACAACUUUAUCAUUGGGUGAGAGUUGUAAAUGGUGUUCCACCAACGGGUGACUAUUCUUUUGCUAAGUAUAACAAGUCUGUUGAUAUUAUCAAAUACACUGAUGAGGAGUAUGAGAAGUAUCUAACUGAUCCUAUGUGGACCAAAGAAGAAACGGAUCAAUUAUUUGACUUGUGUGAAAGGUUUGAUCUCCGUUUCAUUGUAAUAGCUGACAGGUUCCCAUCAUCUAGAACCGUGGAGGAGCUGAAGAAUCGUUAUUAUAGUGUAUCUCGAGCUAUUAUUGUUGCUAGAGCUCCAUCUCCUGCUGAUGUUGCUGGGCAUCCUCUUGUUAAGGAACCAUAUAAUGUUUCACAAGAGGUUGAGCGCAAGAGGGCAUUGUCAAUGGUUCUCUCCCAAACAAAGCAACAAGAACGAAAAGAUGCUGAAGUUCUUGCUGAAGCAAAGCGCAUAACUGAGUCACGCAUGCUUGCAAAGGGUGCUGAAGAAGCUGAGUUGCGUGCAGCCUCAGGUGUUGCACCUGAAAGUACUGAGAGGGUUACUACUGCUGCUGAAUCUGUAUCACCAUCUUCCAACAAUCAGCAGCAGUCUGGAGUUGUUGCAACAACAGCAACAGCAGAUGCUUCCUCUACUCCAGCUUCACUUCGCAUGCUUCGAGUAUAUUUGAGAACGACUGUUCUUGAGCAAAUGGUGCAAGCAGCGAGCUCAUCUGCUGGACUCCGAACUAUCAAGAGAGUUGAUCAGUUUCUGCAGGAUCUUGGGGUUAAUAUAAAACCAAAAGUUCCAACCAAAGCUGUUUGUGCAGAGCAUCUUGAAUUGCGGAAAGAAAUACUUACACUACUCAAUCUCCAGAAACAGCUGCAAUAUAAGGAGGCAGAAUCUUCAUCUCAUCGUGACAGUUCAUAUGCCGAAGCAGCAAGCACUCCUAAGCGUUUGCAUCGUGGUGGGGAUCAGGAUCGAUCAUUCAUUCCCAGUUCUAUUAAUUUUGGAGGAGAAAGAGUUGGUAAGCGGGAACACAAACGCAAGGUUCCUGGAAGAUUUUCAGAUGUACCUCCAUCGCCCCCUCAAUCUUCGAAGAGGCCUCGAAAAUUAAAGGCCUCUGAUUGAUCAUUUCAGAGCUGGAAAGCAGCUUUCUGGUGAUAUUAAGCCAACAAGCAUUGACUGGGAAAGUGAGCAAUAACGUAAGGGGAAAAUUCUUGAAUUAGGCUCUCCUGGCAGCUGCACAUUGAAAUUCUUUGUGCAUUGCUUUGCUUCUGACUUUUGAAAAUCCAUCUUGUGCAUAUGUACCAGUAAUACGAUCCUUAAUACUUAAGCAUGUCAUCUAGGAAACUAGGAUAUCACUCUGAACUAUUCCCCCCCCCCCCUCUCUCUCUCUCUUUCGUUUCUUCUUUUUGUUGGGGGGGGGGGGGGUUAGUGGUGGUGGUGGUGGUUUAGCCCUUCUAUGAGCCUUAAUGCAUAAACAGAUUCAAACACGUAUUCAAGUGAUAUGGGAGGGCUUCGCUUCUUCAAGAAUGGCUAACUAACAUUUAAUCUGUUGAAUCAAAAUCUAAUGCUUUCUCCCUUGAGACA